CCUCCGCCGCCUCAGCUUCCCGAGCGAGCCCUACGGCCGCCGGAGCAGCUCCCGCGGCGGAGCAGGAGCCGGAUGGUCAGAGGAGCCCGGCAGCCCCAGCAGCCGCGGAGUCGCCUGGCCCCAAGACUGACUGGCACAGUGGAGAAACCACCUCGAAAACGGAAAAGCAGGACUGAAUUUGCUCUUAAAGAAAUCAUGUCCUCUGGAGGUGCUGAAGAUGACAUCCCACAGGGAGAGAGGAAAACAGUUACAGAUUUUUGUUACCUUCUGGAUAAAUCUAAGCAACUGUUCAACGGGUUAAGAGAUUUGCCACAAUAUGGGCAGAAGCAGUGGCAGUCUUAUUUUGGAAGAACUUUUGAUGUUUACACCAAACUCUGGAAGUUCCAGCAGCAGCACCGACAAGUCUUGGAUAAUCGGUAUGGCUUGAAGCGGUGGCAAAUAGGGGAAAUUGCUUCUAAGAUUGGGCAGCUAUACUACCAUUAUUACCUGCGCACAUCUGAGACCAGCUAUCUGAAUGAGGCUUUCUCCUUCUAUUCUGCAAUCAGACAGAGAUCAUAUUAUUCUCAAGUCAAUAAAGAGGACAGACCUGAGUUGGUAGUUAAGAAGCUACGAUACUAUGCAAGAUUUAUAGUAGUUUGUCUUCUCCUCAACAAAAUGGAUGUUGUAAAGGAUCUGGUGAAGGAGCUCUCGGAUGAAAUUGAAGAUUAUACUCACCGCUUUAAUACUGAAGAUCAAGUGGAAUGGAACCUGGUGCUUCAAGAAGUAGCAGCUUUCAUUGAGGCAGACCCUGUGAUGGUAUUAAAUGAUGAUAAUACCAUUGUUAUCACGUCUAAUCGCCUUGCCGAAACAGGAGCCCCAUUGCUGGAACAGGGCAUGAUUGUGGGACAGUUGUCUCUGGCUGAUGCACUCAUUAUUGGUAAUUGUAAUAACCAGGUUAAGUUCAGUGAACUAACUGUUGACAUGUUCCGGAUGUUACAAGCCCUGGAAAGGGAGCCAAUGAAUUUAGCUUCCCAGAUGAAUAAACCAGGAAUGCAGGAAUCAGCUGACAAGCCUACCAGGCGAGAAAACCCCCACAAGUACCUGCUCUACAAACCAACGUUCAGCCAACUAUACACAUUCUUAGCAGCAUCUUUUAAGGAGCUGCCUGCCAAUAGUGUGCUUCUGAUUUACCUGUCAGCCACUGGCGUUUUCCCCACAGGUCGUUCUGAUAGUGAAGGUCCUUAUGAUUUUGGAGGGGUACUUACUAAUAGUAACCGGGAUAUUAUAAAUGGAGAUGCCAUCCACAAACGAAAUCAGUCCCACAAGGAAAUGCACUGCCUUCAUCCUGGAGAUCUCUAUCCCUUCACAAGGAAGCCCCUGUUCAUCAUUGUGGAUUCAUCCAAUAGUGUUGCGUAUAAGAAUUUCACAAACUUAUUUGGACAGCCACUAGUCUGCUUGCUUUCUCCUACAGCAUAUCCAAAAGCUUUACAAGAUCAGUCUCAACGAGGUAGCCUCUUCACUCUCUUUUUGAACAAUCCUCUAAUGGCCUUCCUAUUUGUCUCUGGAUUGUCAAGCAUGCGUAGAGGCCUAUGGGAAAAGUGUCAAGAAUAUCUUCGAAAAAUCAACCGCGAUAUUGCCCAGCUACUGACCCAUUCACGUUCAAUAGAUCAGGCAUUUCUUCAGUUUUUUGGAGAUGAAUUUCUUCGCUUGCUCCUCACAAGAUUUAUCUUUUGUUCAGCCACCAUGAGGAUGCACAAGAUUUUUCGGGAAACACGAAAUUAUCCAGAAUCAUAUCCACAACUGCCAAGGGAUGAAACAGUGGAGAACCCUCACCUCCAGAAGCACAUUUUGGAAUUAGCAUCCAUUCUGGAUGUGCGAAACGUGUUCCUUGAGAAUACCAUAGAUGACUAUUAAAACAAAAAUCUUCUGUUGAAGCAAGUUUUCAUUUGCCACAGAUUUUAAAUGGUGCAGUUUUCUAAUGUGAUGACAGACACAUAGUGGUGUUAUUUAGUUUUUAUUUUUCAAUUUAGGACCACCAUUUUAAAAACAAGCUGAAAAAAAUUGUUCAAACUUUUAGGGUAACUGUUUUAAAAUACAGUAUUUCAGGUCUUUUAAAAACUCGAUUAAUCUUGGAAUUUUUAUUUUUGGGUUUUGAGGUACGGAUACUUACCUCUAACAUCUGCUCCUACACUCAUAUAGUCACUAUUCUCACCCUGAGAAGAGUAAAUCAUUUAUUUUUGUAUAAUGAGGAAAACCCAACUCUUAUACUUGGACCUUAAAUGUGUGGAUUUGGAAAAUAUGUAAUUGUUCACAAAUAUGAAACUAGCCAGCAUGGACUACCAAGAAUCAAGAACAGAGCCCUUCCAUAAUAUUUCUUUUCAUUCCAAGUUAGUAGAUAGAAAAACGUGUGAUUCUUUGAAGCCUAAUCAAGAUAGUUCUUAAAAGCAUUUAAUUCGUUUAAAUGCUGUUAAAAUUUCAGUAACUGUAUAGGAUUGAUUUGCAUCUAUAAAGCUGAAUCUCUAAUUGGGGUCUUGAGAUGAUACAUAUCAUUUGGAAUGUGUGAGUCCUGUGUUAUCAUAAGAUAUGUUUGCAUAUUUUGUUUUCUUUGUAGUCUUUGAAUGCUGGAAGUGAAAAAGAAAAACUUAAAUCUUUCAGUCAAAAAAUCAGGUUGUCGUUUUCAUAAUACAGUGUUUCCAUAGGAAUUCCAUUUAAACUUUUAUUAAUUAAUGAGAUCAAGUUUAAAGACUGUCUAGGUUGAGGUCUGUGGUAUACAGUAGAGAGUUUGUAAUCUUUUUGCCUAGUUCAGAUUUAUGAAACUUCAGAGUUGUCACUAAUUUUAGUUGAGGGUAACUGAAUUGUUAUAUAAUUAAAAUGGAAGUUGCUUUUGCAUUGACAAUUUGGAAAUUAGGUUUUUUAAAACUCCUUAUAUUUACUAUUUUAUAUUUCAUGCACAAGUUUUUUAUUAUUUUAUAUAGGACUCAGUGUAUUAUAUAAAGAUUUUUGGUUUUUUUCUUCCCUUUCAUCCCCUUCAUAAUUUUACAGGCACUAGCUAUGAUUUCUUUCCCCUCUUUUGACUCCCCAGCAUUCAAGUUCAGAAAUCUAUGAAUCAAAAGCCCUUCUACCUAAUUUUCUGUACAGGCUCACAACUCUACCUCUGGCAGUCCCAGGGGAAAUGAGGUGUUUGCUUUUGGUGCCUCUUUCCUAUGUCCCUAGGGAAAUUUUACUGUAAUAUUUUUAACUUGGUUUUUAUUUCUAACAUACAGAAUUAUUUUGGUCUAAGUUAUUCAUAUACGUGUUCCAAUUUGUUGGGUUUUAAUCUGAAGUCUUGAAGUUAUUGUUCUUGGGUUUGGGAGACUUUGUGGGUUUUUUCAUUAAUUUUUUAAAUGUCAUUUUUGUUUGUUCUUUUAAACAUUAUUUCAGAAGGCUUUGGAAAAGUUACCUUGGAGAAAGAUUUCCUUGGCUAGUGGGUUUUCAUUAUUAGAUAAAGACUGCUUUCCUUUUUUUUUUUUUCCCCCCCCAGUACCUUAAUAAACUUCAUAGCUUUCCUUUCAUAAGUGUUCACCUGAACUACAGCAAUAGACUGUCCUUAGUUAUCUGACCUCUUGUUUCAAUUCCCCUGAAGUUCUGUGCCAGUAAGAUUCCUAGCAACACAUACUCUCCUGUUCUCUGAUGCUUAAAAUAAUAUUUAUCAUCCUGAGCUUUAUCCUCACUUGAUUAACAUAAAGAACACUGGCUUGAGAAGUAGGAGACCUGAGUUCUAAUCCUGGCUUUCCUGAUAACUAGCUUUAUGCCCUUUGACAAGUAUCUUCAUGUCUCUGCUUUUUAGCACUCUCAUCUGUAAAAUGAAGGCAUUGGCCCAAGGUUCUGUCCAAUUCUGUGGUUCUAUAAUUUGAACUCUUGGUUCCAAAAGAUAUUGAUUUUCCCACCCCUGCCACCUGGAAAAUAGGUUUCCCUUAUUUUAGUAUAUACAACAUUUUCUUUUCUAUAUCAUUUUUACCUAGUUUUUGUUCAAGAAAAUAUCUGGGUCCCACUUAGUUGUUGUAGAAACUAGUUCAGAGAGAGAAUCUCCGGAAGAAAUUAGAGCUUUUGUUAUUAGUAACAUGUUUGUCUAAGAACAAGGGGUCUUGGAACUCACAGCUAGUGUUUAGAUGAUGACCUUGCUCCUCAAGUUAAUAGUAGUGUAAUUCCUUACUGAUGGUUAAAAAUUUAAAGUGAACUGAAGUAAUCUUGAGAGGAAAACUGUGCUGGAAAAUUCUAAACUAUUGUUUCAUUCAUGCCUUUAAAAAAAUGUGUAUUGAGCAACACUGUACUCCAGAUUUUGUCCUAGGCAUUGGUGAAACAGACAACGUAGACUUAAAAGUCCUUGUUUUCAUGAAGCUUAUAUUCUAGUAGGAGGAAUCAGGCAAUAAAUAUAAUAAAUAAGUAAAUUUAUGUUAGAAAGUUUUAAAUAGUGUGAAGAAAAUUUAGAGCGUGGCAAGGGAAAUUUUUCGUUUGUCUUUAGGCAGAAAAUAAUGUUUCAGUGAGUGAUCGGGGUAGGCCUUAUUGUGAAGGUUACAUUUGUGCAAACACUUGUAUUCCUUUGUUGUUGUUGUUUUUAACUUUUUGUUAUGAAAAUUUAAAACAUACACAGAGUUUAAUGAACCUUUUACACCCAUUACCCAGCUUCUACAUUUUAGGACCUUACUUUAAUCGAGGAAGAGGAAAUGAAAAAGGACAAUCACUCAAUGGGCUCAAGACGGCAAUGGCAGAGGAUCUUAUUUUCUCAAUAUAUACUGCUCCCCUUUAUGAAUAUUAAAAUGUUAAAUACUUUAUUUUUAGAAUUCAUAGAAAUUUAAAUUUUGGAACUAAGAACAAAGCAAAACAAUGGGAAAGGGCACUUCUUUGCUUUCAAAUUGCACAAGCUCCCCCCCUGGAGAUUCUGAUAGUGUCUCACCUCACCUAACAACCACUGUAAACAAAGUAGUGUAAUAGUGUAAGAGUGCAAGAAGUCAGUUAUAUACAAAACAAAAUUAAGCACAAUGGAAUUGUUUUCUCUUUCUUUGUCCGUAUAUUUCUGAAGUUGAUAAAGCAACUAUCUUCCCUAAUUUACAGAAGAGAAAGCUGAGACCCCAAAAAACUGUCCGUUUUUUUUUUCAUGAAGAUGGAGCUAGAACUAAAACUCAAAUCUCCUAAUCUCAGCCCAGUCUUUCCAGUAAGCUCAGGUUGCUUUCUAUAAUGAACAAGAAAGAAAUAAUUAGAGAUUUAUAUUUUGGCACAAAAGCUAUGGUAUUUUUUUAGUAUAUCAAAUAUUGAAACCAGUAUAAAUCAAUCAGCCCCUGCAAAUUUUUAUUUAUUAAUAAUAAAAAAAUCCACAAGUCAGACAUUUUAUCUUUGAUUUUAGUCAGGGUAUAUCCUUUGUGUAUGUGUGUGUGUGUUUUUUCUUCCUAGGAAGUGGUGCUCUCAAAAACCUCUCAAAGCACAUAGAAUUUAUUGUACCCUUUAUAUUUUUACCA
Molecule: messenger RNA, 5471 nt
Organism: Physeter macrocephalus (sperm whale)
Lineage: Eukaryota; Metazoa; Chordata; Mammalia; Artiodactyla; Physeteridae
Gene: SCAI
Product: suppressor of cancer cell invasion
Exons: 18
Coding region: 73-1893 (606 amino acids)
Biological process (GO): DNA-templated transcription
Cellular component (GO): nucleus
Molecular function (GO): transcription corepressor activity
Source: RefSeq, a predicted model, not a curated record